Messenger RNA from Syngnathus acus (greater pipefish), 1627 nucleotides. RefSeq names its product granulocyte-macrophage colony-stimulating factor receptor subunit alpha-like. NCBI's taxonomy places the organism in Eukaryota, Metazoa, Chordata, Actinopteri, Syngnathiformes, Syngnathidae. Gene Ontology annotation, cellular component: external side of plasma membrane. The transcript has 11 exons. The record is from RefSeq and is a predicted model, not a curated record. Gene Ontology annotation, molecular function: cytokine receptor activity; protein binding. Gene Ontology annotation, biological process: cytokine-mediated signaling pathway. Bases 235 to 1278 code for a protein of 347 amino acids.
AUCGUCCUGUGUUGAAAACAGACUUUCCACCCGUGGUGGGAAAUAUCAAACGCCGCAUAAACUGGGUGACAAGACGGACAAGCGUUACAACACACUAAUUGUGGUCAACAUUGUGUGCAGGUCUUUUGGGCUUCUCCACUGUAAACCCUCUUUUAUGUUUCAGAGAACAGACGACAGACGAGUUGUCAAGAGUUGUCACGGCAACCGGGGAUCGAGUGCCGUAAAGCUGCGUAAAUGUGUCAUUGUCUUCAGACAGAGAGCAAAGGAAUAUCAACAAAGUGGGAGGUUGGCAAUGAAGAUGUGUCCGCUUCAUCCACUAGUUUGCUGCAGUCUGCUGAUUCUAUGGGCCUUUCAAAGAGCGGAGACCACCUCGUGGAAGUCUGUCAGGAUGAAAAAUCCCCCGACAAUCUCCAACUGUUGAGUUUCUCAUUGCAUGAGCAUAACUUUAUGGAUAUUGGCGGAAUAAAACUUUACCUGCUUCUUUAUCCAACAAAUCUACUCAACUGCUCGUGGACCUUCCCCACUUUAGAUAAGGACUCUCAACUUUAUGUUUAUAUCAGCAUUUGUGAUAAUAACAGCACAGUUCAGCCCCUUAAUCUUAUAUCAAAACAACAUUCUGGAUCAACGUCCAUUGCUCUGAAGCAAUAUGAGUGGUUGUAUGUGAUCAUUCAAUUCAAUGUGUCCCUGCACCAUACGUGGGCCGUCUACAGCUAUGUGUACGACACUGAAAAGAUGGAGGUCUUACCUCCACCUGGAGACAUUUCUGCUUCAGUCAAAGAUAAAGACCUAGUGGUGACCUGGGACAAGCCCCGCGGACGUGCUAACUCCAACUCCUUGUGCUUUGAAUACGAGUUGGCUGUGGGCAACCCGGAACAAACACUAAUCCCAAGUCGCGAGCUGUCACAUACAAUGCCAAAUGCCAAUCCAGCUUCCACCUACAGUGUGAAAGUCAGAACCAAGCAAACGUUCGAUUGUUCAGGGUCGCGAUUAUGGAGCGACUGGAGUGACACUAUCAUAAUACAACAGUCUUUUUACGCAUUCAACAUCACGAUAAUUGUCGCAAUCGCACUUGGAAUACCUAUGAUCCUUCUGACUUUGCUGUUGUUGGUCCGCAAUCACAGGGUGGCACAGGUUCUGUAUCCCACAAUUCCUCGUCCCCCAUUAAAGUACAAACAUUUUCUGGAGGAAAACAACGCAUUCAAUUUUUAUCAUCCUGCUCCAUCUGUGAAAUAUGAAGAGGAGAUUACAGUGGUGGAGGAUGCAGAGAAAAGUAAUUAAAGUCAUUUUAAUGGCAUGAAUGAAACAAUUAUUAUGACAGUCCUAAUUUUUCUGCUUAAUUUAAUGGAAUACUUUUUGAUUUUAAAUUAAAUUACAUUUUUAAAAGGAAAUUAAGCCCGUUCAGACAGGCUUAUCUUCAGUCUGGAAAUAUAAUUAUACUAGAAAUGCUAACCACCUUAUUAGAACAAAACAUAAAAUGACUACAAAGAGAGGAACUAGUGACAUAUUGAUGGGCAAAAACAUACUAGUGUUCCGGAUAUGAAGGACAAACUGCAAGAUCAUUUACAACUUGAUAUGCCCAGAGGGGUAAAUAAUGGAGCGAGCAUAGUAAAAGUGACAUGUUGGCAAA